AUGAAGAUGGUCGCAACGGCCGUACUGCUGACCCUCUGGGCCAGCGCUGUCUCUUCAGCAUUUCCACUCGAACAGCAGCACCCCUUGGCCGAUCUUAGCACCGAUCCCAGCGCCCCUGUCGUCUCCAAUGAUGUAUCCAACUUUCCUGCAGUGGCCGUGACCUCGAGUCCUCACGGUCGCUUCUUGCAUAUUACCGAUUUCCACCCCGACCGAUACUACAAAGCGGGCACCCUGCUCGAUGUGAAAGGCGGGACAUGCCAUCGCGGCAAGGGGUCAGCAGGAUACUUUGGCGCGGAAGGCUCAGAUUGCGACUCUCCAUUGUCUCUGGUCAAUGAAACGUUUCGGUGGAUUGAGGAAAACUUGAAGGACAAGAUUGACUUCGUCAUCUGGACCGGGGACUCGGUCCGCCAUGACAACGAUGAAAAACGCCCACGAACGGCAAACGAGAUCGUGGAACUCAACCAAUUCAUGGCCCAGAAAUGGGUGGACCUAUUUGAAGUCAGCGAUCGCACCGAAAGUCCUGCCGCCAUCCCCCGGCUGUCGAUACCGGUCAUUCCCACCUUUGGCAACAACGACAUCCUGCCCCAUAAUAUUUUCCGAGAGGGUCCCAAUACGUGGACGAAGAAGUUUGCCGAAAUCUGGCGCCAUUUCAUUCCGGAAGAUCAACGCCACACGUUCGUCGAGGGCGGAUGGUUCACGACCGAGGUGAUUCCCGGCAAAUUGGCCGUCAUCAGUUUAAACACCAUGUACUUCUUCGAGUCCAACAGCGCGGUGGAUGGGUGCAGUGUCAAGUCCGAGCCCGGGUACGAGCACCUGGAGUGGCUGCGGGUUCAGCUGCAAUUGUUACGAAGCCGUGGCAUGAAGGCGAUCCUGAUGGGCCAUGUCGCACCCGCUCGGUCGAAAGAGAAGAAGAACUGGGAUGAAAGCUGCUGGCAGAAGUAUACGCUGUGGAUGGAUCGGUACCGUGAUGUCGUCGUGACCGGUCUCUACGGCCACAUGAACAUCGACCAUUUUAUCCUGCAAGACAGUCACAAGGUUGACAUUGACACUGUUCUGGAGAAGCCCGCAAGUGACGCGAUAACGACGCUGUCGAAAGAGGACUAUCUCGUCUCGCUUCGCAAGCAAUGGUCCUCGCUCCCGUCCCCUCCUUCCGGUCUUUUUGAAAAGCUGCUCAGUUCGUCCGAGUCUUUCGAAUUUGACUCGACCAAAAAGAAGAGCAAGAAGGAGAAGAAGAAGGAGAAAAAGGAGAGGAAGUACUUGAAGAAGAUUGGCGGUCCAUUUGCCGAGCGAUACAGCCUUUCGCUGGUGUCACCGAGUUUGGUGCCGAACUAUUUCCCCACUUUGCGGGUGAUUGAAUACAAUAUCACUGGGCUGGAGGCCUUGACGGUCCACGCCGAUCCCAACUAUGGUGAUGAUCAAGAUUCUUCCGAUUCGUCUAUGGUUGGAGCACCUGUGCACGAGGCUCAAACUUCCGAGGUCGAGAUCGAGAAGAAGAAGAAGAAGAAGAAGAAGGGCAAGGACAACAAGCCACCAAGCUUCAAGAUACCUGAUCCUCCGUCCUCCACGGCACCUCCGGGCCCUGCAUACUCCAAUCAACCAUUCACCCUACUUUCCUACACCCAAUAUUUUGCAAACCUCACUCGAAUCAACGAUGAGGCUACCUCCCAGGGCAACAAGGCCCCCAAGUUCGACUUUGAAGUCGAGUAUUCCACCAAUGACGACGGCGUGUGCCAGAUGACGGACCUGACGGUCCGUAGUUUCUUGGAGCUUGCCAUUCGAAUCGGUGAAGAUGGAGCAGCCGCAACGGAGAUGGCCCUCUCCCCCGAUCCUUCGGUCACGAAAAAGAAAAAGGUGAACGAAGCCUGGCGCACGUUCCUCAUGCGAGCAUUUACUGGUUUUGUUGAUGUGGAUGAUCUAGAUUUGAGCGCAUACAGUCUUUGA
Molecule: messenger RNA, 1941 nt
Organism: Penicillium brasilianum
Lineage: Eukaryota; Fungi; Ascomycota; Eurotiomycetes; Eurotiales; Aspergillaceae
Source: the annotation of a GenBank genome assembly